AUGGGCGAUUUAAACAUGAUCGCGUGUGACUCCACUGGACCUACCAGUGUGCAGAAUUUCUACAAGGAUUCAGUUGUUCUAAUCACUGGCGGAACCGGAUUUAUCGGAAAAGUUUUAAUCGAAAAGUUGCUAAGGUGCUUCGAGGUGAAGAAAAUCUAUCUCUUACUUCGAGGGAAGAAGAACGUAAAAGCACAAGACCGCCUGAAGGAAAUUCUUCGAGAACCGAUCUUUCACGUUACUAGAAACAAUAAUCCUACGGCAGCUAGUUUCUUCUCGAAAGUGGUCGCAAUCGACACAAAUUUCGAGCAGGACGAAAUAAUCAGUGAAGAUGAUCGCGAAGUGCUGCUCGCUGAGGUUACGGUAGUGUUUAACGUGAUGGCGUCGGUCAAAUUUAAUGAACACAUCGAAUCCGCGUUGGACACAAACGUAAAUUGUUCGCAAAAGCUUUUCGAUAUGGUCGCCAAAAUGUCCCAGGUCCGCUCGAUCAUUCACGUGUCCACGUUUUAUUCAAAUUGCGAUCGAUCACACAUAGAAGAGCAAAUAUUCGACGAUAUUCCCUUCGGCGGGUAUGACAACAUCCUUCAAAUAUUUAGUCACCUCAAGGAACAUGAAAAGGAUCAACUUACACCGUUUAUCUUGGGAAGGAUGCCAAAUAGUUACACUUUUAGUAAAAAGUGCGCCGAAGUGAUGAUUCAAAAGCGGUAUUCCCACCUUCCGAUCGCAAUUUUCCGACCACCGGUCGUGAUAUCCGCUUACCAGGAACCGAUUCCCGGUUGGGUGGAUAACUUCAACGGAGUGGCCGGAAUGUGUAUUCCGCUGACGCAAGGUAAACUGUACUGUGCGCGAGGCGAACCAGGAUUUCUUAGCCACUCGGUUCCGGUGGAUUACUGCGUGGCAGCGAUGCUAGCGGUCGGUGCGGAAUCACGAAACCAGCGUUCUGCGGAUCGGCCUACCACUCUCGGCGUGUACAAUUAUGCCACCGACGCGAACAACAUUCGAUGGGGAGAGUACGGCCGACGGGCAGCAACCGGAUGUGAAACGCAGCUGGGAAGGUUUUUCGGUCGUUUCGCCCUUGAAGUGACCACUUCACGCAUCCGAAGACAGCUAUUCAUCUGGUGGUUCAUCUUUCAAGCCAUCGUAGCUGAUCUACUGUUGAUGAUUGCCGGAAAGAAACAAAGAAAUCUUCGUAUGGUGAAACGAGUGCUGGCCCUAGAGGAAGCAGCCUGCUUUUUCGCGCUGAACCAAUGGACGGUGCAGAACGAUAACAUGCGUCGAGUUCUGGGUGAAUUAACCGAGGAGGAUCGUAAACUGCUGGAGUUCGACAUCGACAAACUGGACUGGAAGGAUUACUUCAGACAUUUUGUACCCGGUAUAAAAGCAGCACUUGCCCGGUGUGCUCUGCGGCGGGGGAAGGAAUGUGGUUAG
This is a messenger RNA of Sabethes cyaneus, 1425 nucleotides long. Its product is annotated as fatty acyl-CoA reductase wat-like. The coding region runs from base 1 to 1425 and encodes 474 amino acids. The record is from RefSeq and is a predicted model, not a curated record. The transcript has 3 exons. Gene Ontology annotation, biological process: long-chain fatty-acyl-CoA metabolic process. Gene Ontology annotation, molecular function: alcohol-forming very long-chain fatty acyl-CoA reductase (NADP+) activity. Gene Ontology annotation, cellular component: peroxisome. Lineage: Eukaryota; Metazoa; Arthropoda; Insecta; Diptera; Culicidae.